Molecule: messenger RNA, 1575 nt
Organism: Zophobas morio
Lineage: Eukaryota; Metazoa; Arthropoda; Insecta; Coleoptera; Tenebrionidae
Product: zinc finger Y-chromosomal protein 2-like
Exons: 2
Coding region: 100-1443 (447 amino acids)
Biological process (GO): positive regulation of transcription by RNA polymerase II
Cellular component (GO): nucleus
Source: RefSeq, a predicted model, not a curated record
UCAACGUCAAUUUUUGAGGUUAUAGCUCUGUAAUCAAAAAUAUUUUUUUACACGUUUCGAGUGUCUGCAAGCACACCAUCAACGUAUUAGCCAACCAAAAUGACGACUUUGGGACUUUCAAAAAAACUCCGCCUAACCCCUUUCAACUGUGAACAAACCGAGAUCGAGAAUUACCACUGCACCAUGUGCAAAUUCCAAACAAAACUCGCCUUUUUUUUCAAAAACCACCUAAAACAACACACUGGAAGCACCUUACUGAGUGAAGACUACGUCGUCCAGAAGUAUGUGUGUGAACAAUGCGACUUUGAAACUAAUUUCUGUAUUAAGUGGCUGCAGCAUACCACGACAUGCGUGACUAGUGAAAAAAAUCCCCAGUUGAUAAGUUCCAACGUCAUGUAUAAGUGCGAUCUUUGUGAAUACCAGACUAAGUAUAAGUCAAAUUUGAAGCAACAUUCACGCUCCAAACACCUAACCGAUGACGAAAUAUCGUGGCACCAAUGUGAAAAGUGCCCCUUCAAAGCUAAAUGUCGCACUUAUUUAAACAAACACGUAAACACGCGCCAUCUGGUAGGCGACGAAAUCAAAUGGUUGCAGUGCCAACACUGCCCCUACAAAUGUAAAUACCGGUCAAGCUUAAGCGUCCACCGAAACUUGUACCAUCUGGAAGGUGAAGCUAUUAAAUGGUACAAAUGCAACGAGUGCCCAUACAAAGCCAAAAGCAAUUCGUAUUUAAAAACCCAUAUAAAAGCGCACCAUUUAGACGAAGACGACAUUAAAUGGUGCGAAUGCAAGCAGUGUCCUUUCAAGACUAAGUACAAAUCGGUUUUGAACGAGCACGUCAACAUGUACCACUUGGACGAAAAAGACAUUCGAUGGUUUCAAUGCGAACAAUGUCCCUACCGAACUAAACGCAAGUCGCAUUUAAAACGACAUAUAACUUUGCGGCAUUUGGACGAAGGCGACGUUAAAUGGUUCGAAUGCACUUUGUGUCCAUACAAAGCCAAAAUCAACUCUCAUUUGAAAAUCCAUAUAAACAUUCGGCACGCGAUUGAUAGUGACGUUAAAUGGUACCAGUGCGACCAGUGUCCAUUCAGGACCAAACACGAUUCGUCGCUGCGGAAACACGUGAGUGCGCAACACGUAGACGAGGGCGAGUUGAAAUGGCACGAGUGCCAGAAGUGUUCGUAUAAGUCUAAACAGAAGUCGAAUUUGAAGAAUCACGUCAAUGUGCACCAUUUUUGCGAGGAGGGGGUUAAAUGGUACGAGUGCAAGGAGUGUCCGUAUAAGGCUAGGAUAAAAGCGUAUUUGAAGAGUCAUAUGAUGAAUGCGCGGCAUGGGGAUGCGAGGGAGGUUAAAUGGCACGAGUGCAGCCAGUGUUCGUACAGGAAUAGGUACAGGUCGAAUUUCAGGAGGCACAUUCAGAAAUUUCAUUCGAAAAAGUAGAGUGUGAGGCAGGGGUGCCAACCGGACUGCGAAUACCAUGACCUGCUACGAGUCGCGAAGUUUCCGGGCUUGUUAUUAAUUUAAUGUUGAUUUCAAGCUAACAAUAAAUUUUGUGUUUGCUGGAUGCUUUCA